This is a messenger RNA of Mesorhabditis belari, 1653 nucleotides long. The record is from the annotation of a GenBank genome assembly. Lineage: Eukaryota; Metazoa; Nematoda; Chromadorea; Rhabditida; Rhabditidae.
AUGUGGAAACUUUCGAUAUUUAUUACGUUUUUGACGAUAUCGAGGUCAAUAGUUUUGGAAAAACUUCCCGUUUCAAGUGAAGAAAAUGAGCGAACACCGUUGGAAAGUUUCGAGGAAUUUUUGAAUCGAGAAGCUGAUAGGGAGACAUUUCGAAGAGUCAGACAAGUGCCACUAGCAGCUCUGGCUGGAGUUGGAAUGAUGCCAGGAGUUGGAGUAGCCGGAGUUGCUCCAAUGGUCGGAAUGCCAAUGUCUGGUGGAAUGAGCGCUCAAGAGAUCGCCUCUUUACCCGCAAUUCUCAAUCAAUUGAAGAUCAUGACAGAAAGCGUCUUGCGGACUCAACAACAGCAAUCUCAGGCUAACGGUUUCGCGAAUACUUGGUCAAAUAGUUGGGGUGGAAUGUCCCCAAUGACACCGAUGACAGCGAUGGGAGCGGGUGGUGGAUAUAUGGCUCAACCCUAUGCAGGAGGUGUCUACCCCGGGCCACGACCCGAGCCUCAUCCAGAGCCGAUUCCCGUCGGAUACAAUCCGUUUGCCAGAACAAGCAUGAAUUUGAAUUUCAACCUCGCUUACAACUCGGGUUGCGGUCGGAAUAGUCCAAAGUACCCAAUGGCCGGCGGAAUACCGAUGUCAGGAUACGCGCAACAACCGCAAAGUUGCCCGGAGCCUGAGCCCGAGCCUGAACCGGUGGCUCCCGUUGUAGCUCCGGCUCUGCCCGUCAACUCGUACAACAGAGCGGCAUUGCCGAUGCUCCCCCAGCCACCGAUGGGCCCAAUGUUCGCCGCUGAUGUGAAGCAAGCAGCCACUCCGUUUGUGCCUCAUCUCAACGCCACUGAGCCGAUGACAACGACGACAACAACCACGACAGCAACCACGACAACAACUACCACAACAACUACUACAACUACGACCACAACAACUACAACAACAACUACAACUACAACAACUACCACUACGACAACCACAACAACCACAACAACCACAACAACUACAACAACUACAACAACCACAACAACCACAACAACGGUUGAUGCCGUUGCCGCAGCCGAAGCAGAGAAGAAACGGAAAGGCGCUUUUAUGAGUUUGGCGGUGCCGAUGGAGUUGCACGAGAAGAAACUCAUUCGAAGAGAUGGCACCGAGUUUUCUCUCGCCGAUUUGGACGGGAAAUUGAUCGGCUAUUAUUUCGGGGCACAUUGGUGCGAUCAUUGUUUGGUCUUUACCCCAAAGCUUAAAGCUUUCUAUGAAGCGGUUAAAUCAACAGGAAAAAUCGAGAUUAUUUGGGCACCAUAUGAUAAAAAGGAAGAUGAAAUGGAAAAAGUCGUGAUCGUCAAGAAAACGCAUCCGAAUGGAACGGUGACUUUUGAAAGACAAAUCAUUGACAGAAAUAACAAGGGAAUGGUGGCAAAUCUCAUCAAGAAUGCCGGUGGAAUGGCCGUCACCACAACCACACCUCAACCAACGACUCUCCCGCAGUCACCCACCUUUCAAAAUCCAACCCAGCCCGAGCAACGUGAAACUCCAUUUCCGCAAUCCCAAUCCUCAUUUCCCCAACCAUUAUCACCUCCUUUCUCGUCGAAUCAAUCCCCUCCAUCAAAUCUCUCUCCACCACCACCGCCAGCCCCAAUUCCAUCAUUCACACAGAAUGGGUUGUCAGGA